Maylandia zebra (zebra mbuna) is the source of this 5114-nucleotide messenger RNA. It is a transcript of the gene begain, whose product is annotated as brain-enriched guanylate kinase-associated. The record is from RefSeq and is a predicted model, not a curated record. Gene Ontology annotation, cellular component: synapse. Lineage: Eukaryota; Metazoa; Chordata; Actinopteri; Cichliformes; Cichlidae.
GCAUGCAGCUCUGAGGGGAUGCACAGGCACAUGAAAGUAGUGAUUUUAUCUGCUGAAAAUGAGGCAAAUGGCAUAUAAACGGGUCAUCACAGAUAGCCAACUGCUAUCUGCCUCCCCAGGCAAGACUUAAAGCUUUGACUGUCGGUUUGCGGUUAUAGUUCAAACUUGGCUUCAGCAUUCAGACGACCAGGAGCAGCAGAAGCAGCACCAACUACACACACAUGAGAGCCGGAGCACAGAGAAAAAUAUGAAAAAGAUAUAUAUUGGCAAAACUGCUCUCAAAACCCAGAGAAACGGUUGCAAACAUCAAAAAAGGAGCUCAUUUCACGACCACAAGGAUGACCUACGUAAGCGCCUGUCGUACACUACCCACAAACUAGAGAUGGUGGAAACUGAGUUUGACUCCACUCGGCAGUACCUCGAGACAGAGCUGCGCCGGGCCCAGGAGGAACUGGAGAAAUUUACAGAGAAGCUGCGCAGGAUCCAGAGUAGCUAUGCAGCUCUUCAGAGGAUCAACCAGGAUUUGGAGGACAAGAUGCACAGGGCGUCACAGCACCACGAGGAGGAAAAGAGAGCCCUCAGCCGGGAAAUCAUUGUUCUCAACAAUCAUCUCAUGGAGGCGAAGAUCACCAUUAAUAAACUCAGAGAGGACAAUGACCUGUACAGGAAAGACUGCAAUCUGGCAGCCCAGCUGCUGCAGUGCUCCAAGUCUCACUACAGAGCACAUAAGAUGUCUGAGCUGCCACUGGAUUUCCAGGAACGCAUCAGUUCCCUCAUGGAAAAACAUAAUCAGAGUAGUGGCGUCACCAUGGCAAUGUGUCACUCAAAUUAUCCAGACGCUGUGCCCACAGCCAUAAUUGCCAAGGUCCUGGAAAAGCCAGAGCCUGGAAGCAGUUGCCCUGUAACGCGUUCACCCAGCCCGCAGGCACAGGAUGGAGACUUUCUGACAGGAACAGGAAGCACUGAUCAUCUGAACCGGCGCCUUUCUUAUAAGACAUCUGACCUGUACUGCAGCGACACGGCGCUCUACUGUCCUGAACGAUGGCAGGACACCGAGCGCAGACAAAGUGUCGACCUUCAUGGCACUGGCCUGCUUCAGCUUCACGCUCAGAACUCUGUUGACAGCAACCCCGAUGAAGAUGCUUUCCACUCUGGAAGUUUUUCCCACCAUGAACCCCCAUCCUCCUUCCGUCACCACGAUGAGUUCGGCACUGGGAGUCUCCCAGUGUCCAGUUCCUACUCCAGUUUUAGUCUUGCAUCAGAUGAAAAGGGAGGAGUUAGUGGAGGAUGUGGGCGCACUGGCAGCAGCACCUUAUCUUCUUCCCACCAGGGUCUCUACAUGGACUGGCGAGAAGGUAGUAGUGGAGACUAUGAGCACAAAAGUAUUUCCUCCUAUGAUAAAGACAGAUCAAGCUUCCCCAAGUCCCACAGCAUCCAGCACAUGGCAACCCAAAGGAGCCCCCAGAAGGGCCCCUCACCAGCCUACACAAGGACAGCGUCAUGUUUCAGUGAACCAUUCCACUCCAGCACUCCUCGUCUGGCCUCCUCUCACAGCAUGGGGUCUACAAUUGGACUGGGCCAGGCUCAUGGAGGAACCCUUGACAGCCAGGGUGAUGUCCAGGUCUCCGAGGAUGACCUGAGCAGCCGCUGGAGACAGCUCAGCGUGGAAGACAUCAACACCUUUUCAUCUUCUUAUCGCAACAUUACAGGGCGGGUUUCUCCAUACAGUUUCUCUGAACGCCACUUUGCCAUGGGCCCCUCCAGUAAAGUCAAAGGGUCUCUCUACAGCAGCUUCCAAGAAGGAGACGACGUCUUCCACAGUCGGGUGCUGGAGCAGUGCUUUCCCAUGAGUUCCUCCUCUCCCAGCCGCAGUCCCAAGCCAAAAGAGCAUCGCAAGCAGGAGAAAACUUCUGUGCUGUAUAGAGCCAAGGAUGACAGUCAGGACUCUGAGAGCAGUUUGUUCCUCUCAGGGAGCUCUAAAGACAAGGAGAGCAGCGGGGGAGCGACAGCGGCAAGCAGCGCAAAGAAGGACUACGUGAAUCUGAGCGCAGACAGUUCGGCUGAUUCCUUACACCAAAGCUCACUUGAAGCCUCAAGUCUUCAACACUACCCCACCCCCAGGCCGAGCGUCCGGCCCCGCCCGAGCUCCAGCUCUGCUCUCAGCAUCGGCCCCGCGCUCCCAAAGAAGACUUCUGCAAGAUACCAAAAGUUUGGCAGUACAGGACUGACGAGAAAGGACAGUUUGACCAAGGCACAGCUAUACGGUACGCUGCUGAACUGAGUGGAGAAAGCGAUUUUUAUUUUAUGCAUGAUGAUGACGAUGAUAACGAGUCCUAACUUUCUGUACUGUUCUGUAUCUCUCCCUGCAGCAAACACAUACUUGGUGUGAUGGGGUGUUCCGAUGUUGUUUUAUGUAUCUUAGCCACGGCACGUUUCACGCAGUCUGCAACCUUUUUCUCUAUUGUACGUCAGUGUAUUUAUCGACCUGAGACAUGCUAGUCAGUAUGUUUUUGUUUAAGUGAUGGCGAUAUUUAGAGGCACCAGGAUAAAACCACAUUCUCUCUACAACACAAAGAUACUGUGCUAUUCACUCUUUUUUUAAGUACUGUUAGUAAAACCAGCAAAAGAUCAUUAAUUCUUGCUCUAAUAUAUACAAGUGCUGAAAAUGAAGUGUGUUUAAUGAGGUGACUUAAUUCUGCAUGUUUGCGAGAGGUUAUCCAUUAGGUUUAGGCAGGCUGCGCUGACUGCAAACUGUUAAAACAAUUUACUUUCACUUACACAAAUGCAUGUUGUGUAAUGCAUAUGAAUAAGGUGGAAAAAACAUUUCCAGCUAAACUGUUUUUCAAAGAGACAUUAUCUGUAGGCAACCCUUACCAGAAGGAAAUAUUCUCCAACUGGCUAAAUAAGAGAUUUAAAUAAUAUAUAUUUAUUUCAAGGCCAUAUGAUAUUUCAUAGCAAGAUUUAUAUAGCUAAUAGAGUAAUCCCACACUUCUUAAUAAGAACCCUAAAUUGCCUACAUUUGUCAGCUAUAAAAUAUACAAAUAUAUUUUUAAAUAAUAUAAUUAUUAUGAGAGGAAAUACACAAAUAUAACCAGGUACCCAUUCAGUAAAACCUAUUACACAGACGUACAGUAUUGUGCAAAAGUCUCCAGCCACCUUUUAUGUUUUGUCUCUUUCUUGUUAUUUUUUUUAAAUGUUGUUUUGAGUAAUAGUUUUCUAGGUUUUCUGAAGGUCUUCCAAAGUUUUUCUUUGGACAUUUAGUUGCUUUUUUCAUUCAUUUUCAGUCCAGUUAUUUUACCUCACCGAAUCAUUCAAUGAUAAUAAAAAAGCAUCUCACAAAAGGGAUGAAGCAGUGUUGUGUCGACACAUAACAGACAACUUAGCACAGAACCAAUUUUAAAUUAUAUUUUCAGGCACUCUGUUACUAGAGGCCUGUUGCAAAAAACAGAUCAUUUGUUCCCAUUUUUUCAGGUAAGUCUAUGAAAAAUGCUAACGAUAACACAGUCUGACAGAUUAAAAAAAAUAGUAUUUUGGCAUCAACAAGAUGAUUCCCAUUGACAGCAAUUGAACCAACUUCAAAAAAAAAAAAUCCAAAGACCUUACAUGGGACCUGGGAGAUGCAUCUGGGCUUUACGUUGACCCAUCCACCGGAAACUGACGCCUAAUCAGAAAUGGUGUCAGUAGAAGGGUGGCUCAUGUCUUUUGCACAGUACUAUAACUCAAACAAAGCAGCAGGUAUAAGUCAUUCAUUUUACCCAACUGGAAAUUUUUCAUAUAUUUGUACAAAAAUAAGAUGACAUCAGCAGUCAUACUGCACAGCGGUUACCGUAAAAACCAAGACACUUGUGAAAUUGCCUUAAUCCUGUCCAGUGGACAGAAAGGUCUCCUUUACAGCAUCUAACAACUGUGUACAUACUGUAUAUCUGCUGUAUUGUCACUGUAUGUAUGCACUACUGUUACAGCGUAUGCUCUUCCUGUCAGAUAAUAUAUAUACAUACACAGGUUUUAGGAGACAGAUUAAGUCACGUUUUUCGAUGUUGAUCAUCACUGGAUUUUGCUGACAUGAAAUUCUGAAAAAUUUCUACUGAUGUGCCAACUUUUAACACUUUUGGUACUAUAUACACAAAAGCAAAACGACACUGUUGGUUCUACUACUUUAAGGGGAGAGUUAAUUGGAAAAUUGUCCAGGCCUUGGUGGAAGUUCUGAAACGUAUGCACAAGAAAAGGUGGAUGGGUAAGUGCACUGAAAAGGUAGUAAAGAGUGACUAAACACAAACAUGUACAGUCAGUGUGUUGUUUUCAACCAGCAUGGUCAGUAAACACUGGGAAAUGGACAAAGCUUGUGUAUAUACAGACAUAGAAAGUGUCAAAGACCUUAUUAUAAAAUACUGCCUUAUGUUAAAUGAACAACUGCAGAGAGAUUGUCCUGCUGCCCAACAAUCAUACUACCAUUUGCUAUUCCAGUAUAGAAGAGUACAAAAUGACAAUGUUCCAACAUCUAUGCACGCCAGGAUUUCUUACUGUCUGUGUAGCUCUGCAGAGCCGAGAGGAACAGCGCUAGAGAGAAGGUAAUUUACGGAAGCUCAACUUUGCCCUCAAGUCAUCACUGACAGAUUUUAUUUUCGAAAGCUAUGCGUCUCUCACUCCCGCACAUCUGAGAACCGGCUUAAGGCUGUUUGAAAUAUUCUGACAUUGUCAUAUUUGUGAAGCUAAAACUGCACCAUACAGGUCACUGACAUUUUUUUUUACUCUUAUUUGGUAGACUGUUUAGGUCUUAGCAGUGAAAAAGGUUUGAAAUUACAUUUAACCACUGUGCAGAGGAAAUGAGAAUAUAAAUGGUAUUUUUGUUGUGGGCGCAACGUAGAAAAGGAGAUACUUCAUACACAGUUGUUACAAUAUGAAUAUUUUUAUCUAGUUUAAGUUGUUGUUAUAUUUAUAGAAUGUUUUGACCUUGAAUGACGAGGCUGAAGUGGUUCUGUCCUGUCCUACCUCCAGCCCUGUUCCAGGAAUAACAGGCCUGUUGUUUAAAUGUCACGUUUGUCUGUCUGAUGCAUGGUUCUAUAUUUUUUGCUGUAUGUUUAUUUACUUAAUAAAGAUGUGUGUUGGGAAAUUGA